This is a messenger RNA of Capronia epimyces CBS 606.96, 1794 nucleotides long. RefSeq lists its product as uncharacterized. Gene Ontology annotation, biological process: DNA-templated transcription. The transcript has 3 exons. The record is from RefSeq and is a predicted model, not a curated record. Gene Ontology annotation, cellular component: nucleus. NCBI's taxonomy places the organism in Eukaryota, Fungi, Ascomycota, Eurotiomycetes, Chaetothyriales, Herpotrichiellaceae. The coding region runs from base 1 to 1794 and encodes 597 amino acids. Gene Ontology annotation, molecular function: zinc ion binding; DNA binding.
AUGCAGCAGCACACGGCGCCCCCAGCCCCGGCAACGUCCGACAACAUCCCAAUAUCCGAAUCUCCGACUUCGAGCACAUCCUCCGUCCCCGCCAUGGAUAUCCAAGCCCACACGGCUGGCUCAUCGGUGCCACUGGACGGGGGCUGUAUGAAAUUUGAUCGCUUGGGCACGGCGAACUAUGUCGGCAGCCCCCAUUGGGCUGCAGUUCUCGACUCGAUCACCGAGCUAAAGGAGCAUUUUGAACGGGAGGAGGAACUUUGCCACAUGCCGACAGAUUUCACUCCUCCUGAUCCCGGCCACUCCAGUUGGCCACAACUGUUAUAUGGCUAUGGCUAUCAGUGGGCCACAAAAGCCGAGAUACUCGCUAGCAUUCCACCCCGGCGGGCGGCAGACAGGCUAGUGUCCAGGUACUUCGCCUUGGAUAUCUCACCUGGUGAGUCUACUACAUCGCAACGAGAGUAUGACCAAUUCUGGAAGGAUCCGUCCGCCGCACCGAUCAUGUGGGUUGGCCUUUUGUUCACUGUUAUGUGUCUCGGGGAGCUUCAUCAACACGCCCCGGCAGCCAUGGACAGCACUCCCGGCAUGUCGACGCUUUCUGUUGACACGUUCCGAGAGAGAAUUGUCCAGUGCCUGAUGAUGGGCAAAUACUCCAAAGGAGGUCCUUAUGUCCUGGAGAGUCUGAUACAACACUAUAUGAUAGAACAUUAUCUGCGCCAGGAUGCAGAGUUCGAGAUCUGGAUCUUGCUCGGCAUGCUCAUACCAAUAUCCUUGCGUAUGGGGCUGCAUAGAGACCCCAAGCACUUUACUGAAAUAUCGGCGUUUGCAGGAGAAAUGCGACGCAGGGUUUGGGCAACAAUUUUCCAGUACGAUGUUGGUUUCUCGGCACUGGCGGGCUUGCCGCGUGUGAUCAAGCCACACCAAUGUGAUACCGAGGAACCUCGCAAUCUGUUGGACUCGGAUUUCGACGAGAACACCCGGGAACUUCCCCCGUCACGGCCCGAGUCAGAAGCCACUCCCGUUCUGUUCCUUCUGGCGAAGAACAGGACCAUCUCGGUCGGGGGCGUGAUUAGUGACCUGGCACACGAUACACGACCGUAUCCUUACGCCGAACUGAGCAGAGUUGAGAAAUUACUUCAAGACACUCGAAAUUCCCUCCCAGCAAGUCUGCGAUGGCAACCGCUCUCGCAGUCAAUCAUACAAGGUCCGCAGGCGAUCCUGCAGCGGGUCUACCUCGAUAUAUUUUCCCACAGAAUGCAGAUUAUCUUGUACAAGAAGUAUCUGUUGGCCUCGAUGACACAAUCCCAAUACCACCACGCAAGGGAAGUCUGCUUAGACUCGGCAAUGAGGAUUCUAGAGCAUCAGCAUCUGCUUGAUGAGGAAACAGAGCUAGACGGUCGGCUAUCCUCGGUUCGCUGGACAUAUUCUUCAAUCAUCAACCACGACUUCAUGCUGGCUGUUAGUGUUCUGUGCUUCUAUAUCAAACGAUACAACGAGAAUAACAAGGUUGUUGAUCAAGAGACCUUUCAGAAGAUCACAUCACUCUUGAGAAAGUCACAUCAGAUCUGGCUCCGCUCCAGCACUGCGUCAAACGAGGCUCAAAAGGCGGUUCAGGCACUGAGCAUCGUUCUCGGAAUCCAAACCCAAGUCCCCGGCGAGGAUGGCGAGAUCACCAGGUGCAGCCAUUUUUCCGAUGGCUCGGCAGACCUAUUUCCCCAAUUCAGCAAUCCAGCGGCCAGUUGGCCCGUCUACCAAGACUCGACGCGAAUAUUAACACAAACUGCGCUGCGCCUCUAG